AGAAGCCCCAUCGCUUCCUACGCGUUCGCCGGCUGCGCUGCUAACGUAAAUAUUUGAAGAAUACAGGGUGAAGCGGUGGAGGAGGGUUAGCACGGUGCUAACUGUUUCUCCAGUGGACCUGAUGUUUGGGUGGAAACUUAGACGCCAUGUUGAGUGAGUUGUCGAUGGAAACGUCCCGGUGGCUCAGAGACAAUGUGACUAACACAGUGUCUGGUGAUUUGUGGAUAUAAUUAUUAAAUAUUAAUGUCUGAGCUAAAUGAGGGCUACUUGUUCUGCUAGCAUAAUUAGCUACACGUCACCUGGCCUUUAGUUUCCUCAUGGCAACAGAAGAAUGUAUCUCACAGAGGAAGCAAACAGGGGACACGUCCACACUGAGGAACAGGAGAUCGGUCGCCUCCUCCGGGUCUGUGACAGAGGACUCACACCGUCCCCCUGCUGGACCCUCCUCAGGACAUGACACCCACUCCUCUAACGGGACGUCUGCCCGGCUCUCCCCCAGAGGAGGCUCCAGUGAUGGGGAUGCAGGCAGGGAGCUGCUGCUGCUGCUGGUGGUGGUGGGUCUGUCCUUCUCCACACGUCUGCACAAAAUAACAGAGCCCCCCCAUGUGUGCUGGGAUGAGACCCACUUUGGAAAGAUGGGCAGCUACUACAUCAACAGGACCUUCUUCUUUGACGUCCAUCCUCCUCUUGGAAAAAUGCUGAUUGGACUCGCUGGUUACAUGAGCGGCUAUGAUGGCACCUUUCCUUUCAUAAAGCCUGGAGAUAAAUAUGAACACCACAACUACGCAGGGAUGAGAGCGUUCUGUGCUGUGCUGGGUUCCUUCCUCCCGAUCUUUGCCUACCUCAUAGUGCUGGAGUUGUCUCAGUCUUACACUGCAGCUCUCAUCACGGCAGCUCUGCUCAUAUUUGACACUGGCUCAAUCACCAUCUCCCAGUACAUCCUGUUAGACCCGAUACUCAUGUUCUUCAUCAUGGCCGCAGUGCUGAGCAUGGUCAAGUUCAACAAGCAGAGUCACAGGCCCUUUACUGCCCCCUGGUUGCUGUGGCUGGUACUGACUGGUGUAAACCUUGCUGGGGCUUUGGGGGUGAAGUUUGUGGGUCUGUUUGUCAUCCUCCUGGUCGGUCUGAACACAGUCAGUGACCUCUGGAGACUUCUGGGGGACCUCAGCCUCUCACUGGUCAACAUUGCAAAGCACUUCCUGGCUCGUGUGUUCGGGCUCAUCCUGCUUCCUCUCUUCCUCUAUGUUACAAUAUUUGCAGUCCACUUUGUUGUGCUGAACAAAAGUGGACCUGGAGAUGGUUUCUUCAGUUCAGCCUUCCAGUCUCGUCUAAUCGGGAACAACCUUCACAACGCCUCAAUGCCUGAGUAUCUCGCAUAUGGCUCCACCAUUACUGUGAAAAACCUCCGUAUUGCUGGAGGCUAUUUGCACUCUCACUGGCACUUGUACCCAGAGGGAGUGGGGGCAAAGCAGCAGCAGGUGACGGCCUAUCUUCAUAAGGACUACAACAAUCUGUGGAUCGUUCACAGGCAGGAUCAUAACGAAUCUCAAUCUGGGACCCCUGAUCUGGUUCGUCAUGGUGACAUCAUUCGCUUGGAGCACAAAGAAACAACUCGUAACCUUCACAGUCACCUCCACGAGGCCCCUCUGACCAAGAAACACUUCCAGGUUACAGGCUAUGGAAUAAACGCCACAGGAGAUGCCAAUGACCUGUGGCAGGUGGAGGUGUGUGGAGGUCGAAAGGGCGACUUGGUGAAGGUGCUGCGCAGCAAAGUCCGCUUUCUGCACCGAGCCACCGGUUGUGUUCUUUACUCCUCUGGCAAGACUCUUCCCAAGUGGGGCUGGGAACAGGUGGAGGUGACCUGCAGCCCUUACUUGAAGGAAACUCCGAGCUCUCAGUGGAACAUUGAAGAUCACAUCAAUCCCAAAUUACCCAACAUCAGUCUGUCUGUGCUGAAGCCCCAUUUCCUGGAGAUCUUACUGGAGUCUCAUAUUGUUAUGAUCCGAGGCAACAGUGGCUUGAAACCCAAAGACAAUGAGAUGAACUCUAAGCCCUGGCAUUGGCCCAUCAACUACCAGGGACUGAGGUUUUCAGGGGUGAAUGACACAGAGUAUCGUGUUUACCUGCUGGGGAACCCGGUGAUCUGGUGGAUGAACCUGGCCAGUUUGGGCAUGUAUCUCAUCAUGGUGGCAGUGGCGUCUGUAGCUCUCCAAAGAGGUUUCACAUUGGACCAAAAAAGAAUGGAGCACUCUCAUGUUCUCAUGAGAGGAGGAGGCCUGCUUCUCCUCGGUUGGAUUCUUCACUAUGCACCUUUCUACACAAUGGGCCGUGUCCUCUACUACCACCACUACUUCCCUGCCAUGCUCUUCAGCAGCAUGUUAACAGGAGUUACACUUGACGUCCUGUUAGAAAGCACUGACCUGCUGCUCCGCCCGCCUUAUUCUGAUUGGCUGCAGAGAGCUGGGCAGAUGGUCCUUCUGUUUACUGUUCUUUACAGUUUCUACCUGUUCCAUCCACUCUCCUAUGGGAUGACGGGUCCUCUGGCACACGAGCCAGGCAGCGCCAUGGCAGGCCUCAAGUGGAUGGACUCCUGGGAGUUCUAGGCAACUCCGCACAACGACGACACAAAAAUGUUCUGGAUAUGAAGGACUAAUUCAUGUCUCUCACAGACAUUCGUUUUUUUAUUGGUCUUUAAUUCAAAUAAGGUACUGACUCAACACACUGCUAAACUACCUGUCCAAGUAUUUAUGCGUGUCAUAAUUUCCAAGUAUUGUUGUAUAAAGAAAGGUGGAGAAGACAGACUUGAAUCAGUGCAAUAAGAGAACCAGAGUGUUGUGGAGGAUCAUCACCGAGCUGCCUUGACUCACAACGCAGCUUACAUCCAGAACUCUCGUGUGUCUCCUGUCUGUGUCUCGAUAAUAAGCUAAAGUGCCUGAAAGGAGCUGGUGAAAGAAAAUCAGAAAAAUAAAUGCUGCUCAGUUUCAAAAAACAAACUUUAUUACACAGUUAUUGUCUGUCAGACACUAUUUUUGGCUGUUGUGUUGAUUUUAGUUCUGUUAUUUUUGUACCUGUACCAGCUUCUGUUUAUAUGACACUACAAGACUACUGCUGACUCUGUGUUAUGUACAUUUCAGUGUUAUCAAUAAACUGUGGUAUUCUUGUAUUCUGUGUUUAUUGA
Molecule: messenger RNA, 3178 nt
Organism: Paralichthys olivaceus (Japanese flounder)
Lineage: Eukaryota; Metazoa; Chordata; Actinopteri; Pleuronectiformes; Paralichthyidae
Gene: pomt2
Product: protein-O-mannosyltransferase 2
Biological process (GO): protein O-linked glycosylation via mannose
Cellular component (GO): membrane; endoplasmic reticulum
Molecular function (GO): dolichyl-phosphate-mannose-protein mannosyltransferase activity
Source: RefSeq, a predicted model, not a curated record